Molecule: messenger RNA, 2135 nt
Organism: Sorex araneus (European shrew)
Lineage: Eukaryota; Metazoa; Chordata; Mammalia; Eulipotyphla; Soricidae
Gene: COQ10B
Product: coenzyme Q10B
Exons: 5
Coding region: 145-873 (242 amino acids)
Biological process (GO): cellular respiration; ubiquinone biosynthetic process
Cellular component (GO): mitochondrion
Molecular function (GO): ubiquinone binding
Source: RefSeq, a predicted model, not a curated record
CGUGAGGGGGCGUGGCUAAAGGCUCCGGGGACCCGCCGAUUGGCUGGAAGACGCGGGAGCCGGGCUGCCCGGCAUGUCCGGAGGAGGGCGGCGCCGUUGGCUCGGUCCGGGGGCUGGCGGUGACCGGCUUCUUGUGAAGCCGCAAUGGCAGCUCAAGCCGGUCAGCGGACCCUGAGAAAGGUUGUGUCGGGGUGUUCUCUGAAGUCGGCAGCAGUGACCGGAGUACUAGCCACGGCACAGAGACCUGCGCGAAAUGUCAGAUACUUAGCUUCCUGUUGUAUACUGAUGAGCAGAACUUUUCCUCUACAUACCUCAAUUUUGCCAAAGGAUAUAUAUGCAAGAAAUUUCUUCAGAAUUGCUGCACCACUAAUAAACAAAAGAAAAGAAUAUUCAGAGAGGAGGAUUAUUGGAUACUCUAUGCAGGAAAUGUAUGAUGUAGUAUCAGGAAUGGAAGAUUACAAGCAUUUCGUACCUUGGUGUAAAAAAUCAGAUAUAAUAUCAAAGAGACCUGGAUACUGCAAAACACAAUUAGAAAUUGGAUUUCCACCUGUAUUGGAGCGCUAUACAUCUGUAGUGACCUUGGUGAAACCACAUUUGGUAAAGGCAUCUUGUACUGAUGGGAGACUUUUCAAUCACUUGGAGACAGUUUGGCGUUUCAGUCCAGGUCUUCCCAGUUACCCGAGAACUUGUACCUUGGAUUUUUCAAUUUCUUUCGAAUUUCGCUCCCUUCUACACUCUCAGCUUUCCACGUUGUUUUUUGAUGAAGUUGUAAAGAAAAUGGUGGCUGCCUUUGAAAGAAGAGCUUGUAAGCUAUAUGGUCCAGAAACAAAUAUACCUCGGGAAUUAAUGCUUCACGAAGUUCAUCACACAUAAAGGGAAGAAGAAACUGGUCAACUGCUUGAAACCUUGUCUGUUUACUUUAAGAAAAUGUUUUAUUUGCUUUAGAAAUCAAAAGCAUUUAAGUCUAACUCUUAUUUAUUAACUGUUGAUAAUUUGCUCUUGAAAUAAUGAAACCUUAUAUACAUAAAACUCAGUUAAGAAUAAUUUAGAGUAAUACAUUAGCAGUGAUAUAUCUACAGUGACAGUGUCAUUAGUAUUGCUCAAAACUGAUAUCACUCUUCUGAGGAGAGUUGAAACUGUAAAUUUAUACUUUUUAAUAAUCACCUUUCCUGAAAUAGGUCAGUUAAAAUACAGUAUGUAUAUUAACCACAUCAUGUUUAAGUUAUUAAAUUCACACUUUUUAACUUAUUGCUUUAGCACCUUCCUCAUGGCUUAGGAUAUUUGAUUAACCAUCAGAUAUUUAAAAUAAGAAUUUUGACUUUAAAAUAUUGUUGGUACAUUCUUCAGCUUGAAGAUUUGCCCCACAUUUCACCUUCCUGAGAUGUUUACUUUCAGCCUUUUUCCCUCAUGUUCCCUAAUACCUCUCUCUCCCUCUCUCCCUCCCAUCCCCCUCUCUCUCCCCCUCUCCCUCCCAUCCCCCCCUCUCUCUUUCUCUCCCUCUCUCUCCCAUCCCCCUCUUCUCCUCUCCCCCUCUCUCUCCCACACACACACCAUACAUAAAUUUAACUUCUUGAAAUAACUAUUUUGCUUUCCCAAAAAUAAAAUAUUGAGCAGGGGUGUAGCUCAGCAGUAGAGCUCUUUUCUUACAUGGGUGAAGCCUUGGAUUUAGUCCCUGGCACCACAAAAUCUAGGUUAAUAUUAGUAAGUGUUAUGAUUAGUAACAUUAAUGGAAUUAUUAAAAUUAACAUUUAUGGUAAUAAAAUUUCCCUGAAAUUUACUAAUUUUUGAGUUGUUCUUAAUAGUAGUAAUUUAAUAUUAUAGUGAGGUUAGUUUCCAGAUAGUGAAUUUUUUUUGUGACUGGUCCAGAACUUGAAGCUACUUUUCUUGUGUAGAAAAGGUUAGCAACCUUUUCUAGGUACUUUGCUCUUUCAGCAAUUUUGAUGACAUGUCUAAUUUUGUCUACAGUAGUGGGCAGCAGAUAAAGAUGAUGAUAAAGCCUCCAGCAUCUUUCAUCCCUGUUUUCUAUUUAUUUUGUAUACUUUCAAUAAUGUAUUUUAAACUGAUAUUUUUGUAAACAAAUCAACCUAAAGACUUAAAUGGUAACUUAAUAAAGUUAAUUUAUUUUUGUACAGUUA